Molecule: messenger RNA, 1340 nt
Organism: Musa acuminata subsp. malaccensis (wild Malaysian banana)
Lineage: Eukaryota; Viridiplantae; Streptophyta; Magnoliopsida; Zingiberales; Musaceae
Product: transcription factor TB1-like
Biological process (GO): regulation of secondary shoot formation
Cellular component (GO): nucleus
Molecular function (GO): DNA-binding transcription factor activity; sequence-specific DNA binding
Source: RefSeq, a predicted model, not a curated record
UCUCCUUCCUUCCCCCGUAUUCCCAUCUCCCCCGCUCGAUUCCAUCCUCCUCUUAUCCAUUCCUUUCUGUUAGCUCCUCCUACUUGUACAUAGCUAGCUCUUAAGCUCAGACAGAGAAUCUAUUCGAGGUGAAACGUUCCGCGUCCAGUUCCUGAGCUCCAUCAAGCAAAGGCCUCAUACUGUAGUACUACUCCCCCCCAUUUCUACCACGUAAGGUAGAAGGUUUGGUGCAGUUCAUAGAUUUCCUCUACCUCUCAACAAAUAUCUCUUCUUCCCCGUCCUAGCAGACCAGAAAAAUGCUUCCGAUCCGUGACCCCGAGUACAUCUUUGACCAGUCUUUGAACGAGCAACUUGAGUUCAACCCUCCUCAUCUUCUUCUUCCCAACAGCUCCUGCUUCCCCUCCUCCACUCCGACAAUCUUUUGUCCCGACGCCUUUCGUGAUCUCUUCUUAGCCUCCUCCAAUAUCGGCAUCGCGAAUGCGGCUCCAACAUCUACUCGGCCAAGCCUUCCUCUCGGUGAUUCAGCCACAUCGGUGGAGAGGCAGGAAGGCGACGACAGUUGUAGCCGUAAAAGGGCUCUGAGCAAAUGCAGGCACAGCAAGAUAGUUACCGCAAAUGGGCCGAGGGAUCGAAGGAUGAGGCUCUCCAUCGAUGUGGCACGGAGCUUUUUCCGACUACAGGACACGCUCGGCUUCGACAAGGCCAGCAAGACAGUGCAAUGGCUGCUCACCGUGUCCAAAGCUGCCAUCGAAGAGCUCGGCACCCUUUCCUCAGCCGAACAUAGCGGUUGCAGCAACCGAAGCCCGAAAAGUGAAUCAUCCGCUUUGGUAUGCCAGGAUUCGUCCGCUAUUUCGAGUUCCAAGAACAAGUCCUCCACCGUGACCGCUGCAGCCAGGGAAGUAAAUAAGAGCAAAGCCGGAAAAGGAGGUGUUAAGCCGACGAGGAAGGUGGAGUACCACUCGGCGCUUGCGAGGGAGUCGAGGGCCAAGGCAAGGGCGAGAGCAAAAGAGAGGACGAGGGAGAAGCAAAGGAUGACUUCCUUGGAUAUCAUCAAGGAAGAAACAAGCUUGAACAAUAUGAACUCAUUGAUGGAGUUUGCUAAUAUAGAGGAAGACGAAUCUUGCGCACCGAACUGGUGCUUGAACGUAGCCAGCGACACAGCAGCAGCCUAUGAAGUCCCAAUGAUAGGUGGACCAGUGCUGAUUCCGGUCUUUGAGAAUAGCCAGUAUACCACGGCAAUCAAUCACGCAGGUGGCAUCUUCGAAGAACAGUGGGACGUGGACGCACUUUCCUUGUACUCGACAUCGCUGGUGGCCUCGGACAGCUAUCCGAAUCUGUAA